UCUUCAUCUAUUGAUCUUGGAUUUGAUCAUUCAGCUAACUCUGGUGAAUCAGGAGGUUUCAAUGGUAUAGAUCCUACUGUUCGUGAUUCUUGGAAGGACUUAGAGUUCAAUACACCAGAUGAUGCAUAUAAUUUUUAUGUUGAUUAUGGGAAUCAUGAAGGUUUUGGUGUGAGGAUUUAUAACCAAUCAGCGUGUCCGAAACUCAAUGGUGGUUCUUCAGCUGUAUAUUAUAUCAAGUAUUGUUGCAAUAAGGAAGGUUGGAAAAGAGGUAGCGAGAAUAACCCUGAUAAUGCAGGUGUUGUUGAUACGACAGUUCGUGUUCGUAAUGUUCCAGAACUCAGGGGUGGAUGUAAUGGUGCUUAUAUACGACUGAGGUGGUUUAAAGAGUUUAAAUGCUACAAGAUCUAUCGUUGGUAUAAUGUGCACAACCAUGACAUGAUUCCUGAGUCUCUGCGUCACUAUGUGAGAUCCAGCAGACGAAUGGCUCCUGUGUAUAAGAUGCUGGCAGAGGUGAAUGAUGCUGCUGGUAUUGGUGUGACUUCUUCGUAUAAUGCAAUUAGUAGGGCUGGUGGU
Molecule: messenger RNA, 573 nt
Organism: Linum tenue
Lineage: Eukaryota; Viridiplantae; Streptophyta; Magnoliopsida; Malpighiales; Linaceae
Source: the annotation of a GenBank genome assembly